CUCCACGGAGAUGGUGCAGACACAAGCCUCCCUCUCCAGCACGGAGCACCUCACCUCUGCGCCCCCCGCCGCCCUGGUCCUCAGCCUGGUCCUCGUCUCCUUCCACUCGGCUUGCUUGGCAGAAGCAAGCAGUGGCAACAGCUCCAGCUUGGCCGACCACCACCCGGAUGCCGAGACUCUGGAGCAGUGCCACAACGUGGACUUCUGCCAGCAAGCCUCCCGCUGUUGCCACAUUGGCGUGGAUGAGUACGGCUGGAUCGCGGCCGCCGUUGGCUGGAGUCUCUGGUUCCUCACCCUCAUCCUGCUCUGCGUGGACAAACUGAUGAAGCUCACUCCAGAGGAGCCCAAGGACUUGCCGGCAUGAGCUGCAGAAUCAGCCGCAAGAAGGCCAACCCCCACCCCACCACGGCUAACAGCAGGCACAGAAUAGCACCAAUGAGGUCUCUGGUAACGUCAUUUUCACCUUUAAACAUCAGUUACUUUCACAAAGGAAGAAAGGGUACCCCGUACAAGGAAAGGCCAGUGCUGCUAAAUUUCUAAAGGGACGUGGGCUCAUCUGAGCCCCAAUCAUCUCCUUUCUCAAGAGUCGCUGUGGGAGUGGCUUCCGUUUUAACCAUCACCUCCCUCUGGGCUCCAAGGGGGCCUCACAGGAACCCCUGAGACCUGGUCUUUUAGUCGACACGAUUGAAAUAAAACUUGUAACCUUCUCACCGAACCCAGGCUGCUGUCAUCUAUCUGUCCCUCCUUUCAGUCAAGGGCAUCACUGUCAUUUCAAAAUAAAAGGAUCACCUUCGACAUGCCCACUGUCCUCACUCCCAUGUCCGAUGCUUCUCUGGCUCUGUUCUUUCCUCAACUACACCUUCCGUGGCUGUCCUGGGCCAUCCUCCCUGCCCGCGGCCUGGUUCCGGCCCUCACUACAUCGUCCCCGUGUUAUUGCAGGAUAUUUCCUUUCAUCCUGCCUUCAAGAUCUUCCUCCCCAGCUCGCCACUCCCCUGGGGCAACUGCCCCACAGCCUGGCACCAAGCCCUGCACAUGCGUCCAACCACCCAACUCCCAGCACAGACGCGCAGGGCCGGCUCCACCGCUGGGUAUGUUCCACGGCCCUGCAGCUCUCCAGCUCCGCCCCACCCCCACCCCACCGCGGCCCCACCUCCAGAAUGAAGGC
Messenger RNA from Artibeus jamaicensis (Jamaican fruit-eating bat), 1165 nucleotides. RefSeq names its product transmembrane protein 213 (gene TMEM213). The transcript is spliced from 3 exons. NCBI's taxonomy places the organism in Eukaryota, Metazoa, Chordata, Mammalia, Chiroptera, Phyllostomidae. The coding region runs from base 11 to 364 and encodes 117 amino acids. The record is from RefSeq and is a predicted model, not a curated record.